UAUUUUUUUUGCACGCUCUCUCUAUAAACAAAAACUUCCCUACUGAAGAGAGAGGGAGGGAGAGAGAAUUCUCAAGAGCAAGCUAUGGCAACUUCAAGCAUUAUCGCUUCAGCUGCUUCAAGCUUCGUGCUCACCUCAGGCCUCAGCAGCAGCAGCGCAAACACUUCAUCGAGGUUCAACUCUGUUUCCUUCAACAAGCCUUCUAAGGCAGGAGUGGUGGUGGUGAGAGCUGAAGAGUCUCCGGCGCCGCCUCCAGCGGCGGAAGCCCCGGCGGCCGAGACAGCCACUAAAGCGGCCAAGCCCCCGCCUAUUGGCCCCAAGAGGGGUACCAAGGUGAAGAUACUCAGACCGGAAUCCUACUGGCAUAAGGGAACCGGAUCGGUCGUAACAGUUGACCAGGAUCCAAACACUCGCUACCCCGUAGUCGUCAGGUUCACCAAAGUCAACUAUGCUGGCGUCUCUACCAACAACUACGCAUUGGAUGAGAUUGAAGAAGUGAAAUGAGAUCGAUGUUUCUGAGUGUAGUAGGAAAAUAUCAGUAUCAAAUCUGUAUAAAACUCUUAUCAUUUCCGCUUGCUCCUGUAUUUAUCCGCUCGUGUUAUCGGGUCUCAGCUCGAUAAUGGAUCUAAAUUUUGUGUCUUGUGUUCA
Messenger RNA from Asparagus officinalis (garden asparagus), 648 nucleotides. Its product is annotated as photosystem I reaction center subunit IV, chloroplastic-like. Lineage: Eukaryota; Viridiplantae; Streptophyta; Magnoliopsida; Asparagales; Asparagaceae. Gene Ontology annotation, biological process: photosynthesis. Gene Ontology annotation, cellular component: photosystem I; photosystem I reaction center. The record is from RefSeq and is a predicted model, not a curated record.